Messenger RNA from Diatraea saccharalis (sugarcane borer), 574 nucleotides. Lineage: Eukaryota; Metazoa; Arthropoda; Insecta; Lepidoptera; Crambidae. The record is from the annotation of a GenBank genome assembly.
UUUGAUUUGACAAUUGACAUUACCAAAACAAAAGUUCGUGUGUGUGCUCUACAAAUUAUUUUCAAUUGAAUUUACUAAUAAUAACAAUGGUAAAAAUUGCACUGCAAAUUAGAGCACAGCUAGAAUGCAUCGAGAAAUUGUACACAAACCAUCCUCACUACCAGUGGUUUUUGAAGUUAAAGUGUAACAGCUGCGGUGAGGUGACCGAAAAGUUCCAUGACCUCACGGAGGCCGAUAAAGUCCCCCAAAAGCAUAAUAGAUCGGAAACAAAUUUACUCAUAAAAUGCAAGCUUUGCUCUAGAGAAAACAGCAUAGAUGUGAUUGAAGGCAGCAAUGCUGCAUUUACAAAUAAUGAUAUUGGGAAAUUCAAGACAAUAGUACAGUUUGACUGUAGAGGGGUGGAACCAGUAGAUUUUGAGCCUAAAUCUGGAUGGAUUGUUGAAUCUGAAGAUAAUGGUAAAAAAUUUGAUGAUGUGGAUCUAAGUGAAAAAGAAUGGGCAGACUAUGACGAAAAGAAUCAAACUUCUGUUGGAAUUUAUGAACUUGAAUGGCAGUUUAUUAAAGUAAAGUGAAU